AUGGUGUGGAUGCUGAGUGUGUUUGAGUACCCCAGUCAGAAGAAUGAGGGGCCUGUCGUGUACUGGAGGAAAGGUCCCGACUGCCACAACCAGCAGCCUCCAGUUGAGCCCCAGCACAGGCAGGUCAAAGGGAAAGUUGCGAAGAACUUCGAAGAGAGAGUUCAAGAAGUCCUUGUGAUCGAGGCCGCAGCCCGCGGACGGUGUGAGGCCGGUAGCGGCCCCCGACGUGCUGGGGCUUCUCUGAGUCGGGUUGCUUGGGAAUGCAACCCAAAGUGGGGCAGUGCCGGGGCGGUCCCCAGCGUCACUGCCGCUUCCUCGGCAGGUGAUUUGAGGGCGAUGUCGGGGGCCGCUGCCGGUUGGUCAUCGAGCAGGCGGGACACGAUGGAGCUGUGCCUGGAGCUGGAGUACUCGCUCUCGCUGCUGGAGCCGGGCGGCGGCCGGCCAGAGCAGCAGCAGUGAGAGCGACGGGCGGGCACGGCAAUCAUGCCCACGGUGUUCAUGUGCUCCGGCUGCAGACGGCAUGACAGUGACUCAUCAAGCUGGGUGGCCAGUGGCGAUGACACAGGCUGCAUCUUGCUGCGCGGUGUAGCUGACAGCGUCAUCAUGGACCUGGAGCGGAAGGUCUCCAAGCUCCCUGGCGAGUGCGGCUGUACAGCAGGAAUGUUAUUCUGCUCUGGCUGCUCGAGAACACUUGGCAGUAUCUACAGUACAAAGAAUCUCGAAUACAAGAGAGAUUUGUUCUGUUUACAUACUGAUGUUGAAAGCUAUGUUCUAGGAAGCUCAGAGAAGCAAGCUGUUUUUCAUGAGAAACAUCUUACUCUUGAAAGUCGAGCUGUCUUGCAAGACGUGCUGCAAAAGAUAGAUACGAUACUGAAUGUUCUGGAGACAAGACUGACCACGAAUGAGUCCUGUGUAGCUCCUCUGCACAGGCAGGUCUGA
This is a messenger RNA of Pseudopodoces humilis (Tibetan ground-tit), 939 nucleotides long. The record is from RefSeq and is a predicted model, not a curated record. Lineage: Eukaryota; Metazoa; Chordata; Aves; Passeriformes; Paridae.